Molecule: messenger RNA, 3417 nt
Organism: Tachysurus fulvidraco (yellow catfish)
Lineage: Eukaryota; Metazoa; Chordata; Actinopteri; Siluriformes; Bagridae
Gene: htr1b
Product: 5-hydroxytryptamine (serotonin) receptor 1B
Exons: 1
Coding region: 391-1512 (373 amino acids)
Biological process (GO): adenylate cyclase-activating adrenergic receptor signaling pathway
Cellular component (GO): plasma membrane
Molecular function (GO): G protein-coupled serotonin receptor activity
Source: RefSeq, a predicted model, not a curated record
GAGACGGCUGUGGCGAGGCAGGACGCGGACGCACAGGUUUAGUGACACCAGUACACACACUUCUGGGGGGGGAAAUGACAUUUUGAAACAGGAUCAAGACGAACACUGACCAUGGAUGCUAUUCUGUCGUGUUUGCGAAACUUUUCGGAUAUUUUAUUGUUUAUAUCUGCAAUUACCUGCAGUAACUUGCAUGAUAUAUAUUUUUUCUCAAUUUUUUCAUUUACAGAAACAUGUUUCUGAAACAAAUUGACUGACCACAUUUUUUUCGAGAUGGUUUACGACCUUGGACGCAUCACGCAAGCAUGUUUUGUUAUUAAAGCAAUAUGAGGACAGAAACGGGGUCCAGGCUGAUAUGAGAAUUAAAUAUAAAAAGCACCAGACCGUGUGCCAAUGUCUGCUAUGGAGCACUUCAAUCCUCCUCCAACAAAUUAUGACUUGGACUCGAAUGUCUCCACCAAUGCUUCGGAUGCGUCAAAAACUGCCGCAAAAGAGACAAGUAUGGCUUUCCAGGCGACUGUAGGCUCUGUUCUCGGUGCCAUUACGCUCGCCACGACUCUCUCCAACGCGUUCGUGAUCGCGACCAUUUCCCGAUCGAGGAAACUGCACACGCCUGCAAACUUCCUGAUCGCAUCCCUGGCUCUCACCGACCUCCUUGUGUCCGUGCUGGUGAUGCCCGUGAGUGCGCUCUACACAGUGAGCCACACAUGGACGCUUGGCCAAGUCGUAUGCGACAUCUGGCUGUCGUCGGACAUCACCUGUUGCACGGCAUCUAUACUUCACCUGUGCGUAAUCGCCUUGGAUCGCUACUGGGCAAUCACGGACGCGGUGGAGUACGCGAAAAGGCGCACGACAAGUCGCGCAGCAGCCAUGGUGGCCACAGCCUGGGUGAUCGCCAUCUCCAUCAGUUUACCACCGUUUUUUUGGCGCCAGGUGAAAGCUGGAGAAGUGACGAGCUGCGAGGUAAACACGGAUCACCUCUUUUACACCAUCUACUCCACGUUCGGCGCUUUCUACAUCCCUACAUUUUUACUCAUCGCUCUUUACGGGAGGAUCUACGUGGAGGCCAGGCGGCGGAUCUUAAGACAGUCGCCCAAAAAGUUUGGGAAGCGACUCACCUCGGCGCAGCUGGUCUCAAACUCACCAGGAUCGACGUCUUUGACCUCGGCACGGCAGGACGACGCCGGCUCGGUGGUCAGCGACAGCCAGAUCAAAAUCACAGUUUCCGACUCGCUUUUGGAGAAAAAGAGGAUUUCUGCGGCCAGAGAAAGGAAAGCCACGAAAACCCUGGGCAUCAUAUUAGGAGCGUAUAUAGUUUGCUGGCUGCCGUUCUUUAUCUACACCCUGCUGGUGCCCCUGUGCCCUUCAUGCCCUGCGUACCCAGAGUUAUUCGACUUCUUUACUUGGCUCGGCUACCUCAACUCUCUUAUCAAUCCCAUCAUAUACACAAUGGCGAACGAUGAAUUUAAAACGGCUUUCCAAAAGCUCAUAAGCUUUCGAUGUUGUGUGUCCUGAUGUGCAAAUUCAGGCGGAAAAAAAGAAAAGAAAAAAACACUGAUGCUGGAUUAAAUCAACAUUUACAUAGUCAAAGACUCAGGCGUCUUCUUGUCCGACUUAUGCAUCAUCCUGUGCAAACAGUAUACAGCAAAGCAUGCAGCAGUAUUGUGUGUGUGUGUGUGUGUGUGUGUGUGUGUGUGUGUGUGUGUGUGUGUGUGUGUGUGUGUGUGUGUUGCACUGUGGUCAUUUUGCAUUUUUAAAAAAUCCUGAUAAAUAACCAUUAUAUCAUUGCUGCUAAGCAACCGGCGAAUAUUGAAAUGAAACAAAUCACUGACCGCUGAAUCAUCGGUGCAGCUACAAUGCAGUGUAAUAUUUUAUUCCAUCUUUUCAUCCAUCCUUGUUUUCCAGUGUCCUUGCUUGAUACAUGUCUAAUAGCUAAAUAUCCGAGCAGUUCAAUAAAAUAUGUCUAGUGGCAAAUAAGACAAUGUGAAGAAGAGAAUUCACAUCAGGAUGUUUAACGACCUUUAGUGAGAAAAAAAUAUGAAUUCAUAACUCAAGUAAACUGUUUUCCCAUCUGUAAACAGUGUUUGUCAUAUGUGUGUUGAUUCAGUUUGGCCUGUGUGUAUUGAAUUAAAAUGUCAGCAAAUCAGUUUAAUUCAAUGAAAAGUCAUAUUAUCCCAGACAGUCCUCAACAAUGUGAUAUCAAAACUAUUGUCUUCAAUCUUAAGACACCAGAAAAGAUGCACGUUGUAUACAAUACAUGUAUCAGUGAAGGAAACCAUACAUAAUUCCGAUUAAGAAAUUACACUGAUAUUGUAUGCAAGGAAAAUGAGAUCCUUGUUUCUGAAAAAAAAAAUGUUUAUUCUAUUUAUUAAACUUGGGAUUGGAUAAAUAAAGUACUGCAUUUAUUUAUUAUAGAUUCAGUUAUCCGGCUGUCAAAUCACACUUGGCAAAUGACACCACAGUUUAAGUUAAGUUGCAGAUGUGCCAAACACAAAUGGAAAUCGACCCGAAAAUCCUUGAUGUAAUAGUUGUUAUUUAAGCCAUUCCUUGAAGCUUUUUUUGAUGUGUAUUGGGCAAAAGGUUGCAGAGCUGAGCUCAUGUUUCAGACGCCUUCUGUUAUAUAUAGGCUCAGUGCAUUGCAAUAAUGCAAGCAAUUCUACUUUCAGUAUCACAAUCAGACAUGAAAGGGAACUACUAAGCUUUCUGCUACUGUAUACAGUAAGUGAACAAGAAGAAAGCAACAAUCUAAAGAAGCUAAGUCAAGUCAAGUCAAGUCAAGUCAUCUUGAUUGUCACAUCACCACAGCACAUGUGCCAUGGUGAGUGAAAUUCUUGGGAGCGAGCUCCAGAAAUUGCAGAACCAUUUACAUACAGUAGUUACGAAACAGAAAUUAGAACAAUUUACAUACAGGUGAAAAAUGUGCAAAAUGCUUAGUACCAGGUGAAAUGUGCAAAUGUGGAAAAGAUGCAAUGUGCUCAUACAUAAGUCAUUAAAGUUCUAUUUUCUUUCCCAAAUAUACCAGAUUUUGCCAAAUUAAAAAGUAUUAUUGUGUUUAUUAUGGGAAUUGGGGUAGUCCUUCAAGAGCUUUGACCUGUGAAAGGAUGUGCUGAUGUGACCAAUGUGGCCAUUGUACCAGGAUAUCCUUUAGAGGCAUAUAUAUAUAUGCCUCUAAAGGAUAUCCUGGUACAAUGGUCCAGUGGAAGAAGACCUUCACUGGCCAGAUAAUAUUUGGAUGAGGUCUACUUUCAGCACAUUGGUGACACUGACAUCAUGGUACUAUGUGUGGGUGGCAAUGUUACAGAUGCAUCAUUGCUUGCAUUUUUACACACUUCACCACUAGUUUGAACACAGUUCACCACUGUAUACCUCUUCUGAGAAUCAGUAUCUGUUGCUGUCUUCAUGUUAAUCAUGUCAAUAAAU